Molecule: messenger RNA, 1358 nt
Organism: Cornus florida
Lineage: Eukaryota; Viridiplantae; Streptophyta; Magnoliopsida; Cornales; Cornaceae
Product: E3 ubiquitin-protein ligase ATL42-like
Exons: 1
Coding region: 1-1290 (429 amino acids)
Source: RefSeq, a predicted model, not a curated record
AUGGAUCAAUUGGGUAUGUUCAUUUUUUCCAUCUUCUUUAUGUUCUUCCAAGUUGAAGCACAAUCCGAAGAUUCCCCUGAUUCCCAAGAUGCUGUAUCCAAUUUUCAACCAAGCCUUGCUGUUGUGAUUGGUAUCCUUGCCAUCAUGUUUUCAAUUACAUUCACACUCCUCGUCUAUGCAAAGUUGUGUCACAGGGCAUCAUAUGUUCAUACACAAAAUCAAGGCGGACUUGUUCGAUCAAGGUCUCAAUUGUCUGGAAUCGAUAAAGCUGUGAUUGAGUCACUUCCUUUCUUUAGAUUCUCUUCCCUUAGAGGGUCAAGGGAAGGACUUGAAUGUGCAGUCUGUCUUUCAAAGUUUGAAGAUUUUGAAAUUCUUCGGUUACUGCCCAAAUGCAAACACGCAUUUCACAUUGAUUGUGUUGAUCAGUGGCUAGAGAAACACUCGAGCUGUCCUCUGUGCAGGCGAAAGGUCAGUGCUGACGACCUUACAUUCUUGACAUAUUCGAGUAGUUUGAGGUACUUGUGGGACCAGUCUUCGCUGCGCGAGGACUCAAAUUUGGAGCUUUUUGUGGAGAGAGAGGAAGAUCAUCAUCGCGGUUCUUCAAGAUUUAGCAUUGGAAGCAGUUUUAGGAGAUUCGAAAAGGGUAAGAAAGAGGAAGAAUUGCUGAUCCAAGAAAAUUGUGAUACUAGUGAUGACAGCAACCAAAAGGCCCUGCACAAGUUGAAUCACAAGAUCAUAUUGUCUGAUGUUGUCCUGAAGAACAGAUGGAGCAGUGUGAGUUCUUCUGAUCUCAUGUUCUUGAAUUCGGAGAUGCUUAAUGCUAUGUCAAGCAAUAGAUUCUCUUCUUUGGACUCGAACAAUGAUCAGCAAUUACCAACCGCGAGAGUGAUUGAAGAUGGUCAUGUUAUGAAGAUUAAGGAAGAGAUGGAGAGGAAGAGAGUGUUUGAAAGCAAGGUGAGUAUGAUCAACCAGAGUGAUUCAUUGUCAUUUUUAGGAGGACUUCCUAAUACUUCAGAGUCCAAUUAUAUCAAUCCAAGUCAACCAUCAAGAAUUGUAAAUCCCAAUCAGAAAAGGUCGAUGUCGGAGAUAACAGUUCAUCCAAGAUUCACUGAAUCCACCAUGAGAAAUGGUGUUAGAGAGCCUUCUUCUCUGUCUGAAAAUAAUGUCAAGGAGGAAAGAUUGAGGAGGCUUUGGUUGCCGAUUGCACGAAGAACAGUUCAAUGGUUUGCUAAUAGAGAAAAAAGGAAUCAACAGUCUCAAAACACAGGACAGUUGUCUAUGAAUGUAUAAACCAUCUAUGCAGAAUUUGAAGCUAGCUUCUGAUCAGAAUACUCAUCACAUUCACAGCAAUAGCAGUA